CUCGGCUCUGGUUAGUUUCAACAAUCAGCUUCCUGGUUUUAUCCAACAACCUUUCCUGUAUAGACAUGGCAAAACGCAAGAGUGACGGCAAAACCCAGCCCACCAUCAGCCGCUUUUUCCAGCGGUCUAGCUCGCCGGUACGAAUUCCUAGCCCUCCAAUUGAAGUUCUCAGCGGUCUGGAUGGAGAGAUCCAAAUAGAUGGGCCUGUUGAGGGUGCCAACGUGACUGAGAUUUCUUCUAAAAGGAAUGUGCCGCCAGAGGAAAUCUCUGUCGAGUUGAAGGAAUUUGAUGCUAUGUCAGAUGGCCCCUCCACAGAGUUGGAUCCUAAUGCUGCUAACGAUGAUCCCCUCGAAUCGAAUGGUCAAGUGCUGCUCCUGGUGGUCAGUACCCCCGAAUUUAUGGAGGUUGAUGAUCAUGAAUAUCUUGACAUGGAGGCUACGGAAUCGCCAGCAACCGUUGAACUGAGUCGUAGUGCUAAGACGGAUAGCAAUUCCCUGGAUGCUUAUCUCUCUAAGCCAGAUUGCACUCCCGCACCAUUGAACUCCUCUUUGUCCUCCCGUAAUUUUGCUUACAACCGAGCUAAAAGACCGGACCCUGUCCACACAUCCUUCCACGACGCUUUUGUCCGCAAGCUCAAGACCUCCUUCUUCGAGCUGCUGGCGAAGGAGAAGCGGUACCAGAACGAUGAAGCACCUUCCAAGAAAGAAAAGCUGGCGAAGAAACUCACACCGAUGCAGCAGCAGGUGGCGGACUUGAAAAAGGCAAACAUGGAUAAGCUUUUAGUGGUCCAGCUGGGGUACAAGUACAAAAUGUACGCUCAGGACGCGGUGUUGGCGGCGCGGAUCUUGGGAUUCAUGUUGAUUCCGGGGAAAGUGACGGUGGACGACUCUGCGCCCGGCGACUACCAGUACGACGCGAUGGCAUACUGCUCGUUUCCGGUGGAACGACUCCAUAUCAACGUGAAGCGGUUGCUCGGCCACAAUUUGAAGAUUGGAGUAGUCGAGCAGACGGAAACCGCUGCGAUCAAGGCAAAUACCAAAAAGUCCGGGUUGUUCAAGCGAGAGAUUACUCAUGUUUACACCAACGCCACGUAUUUUGACGAUCAGUUGAUGAAAGGGGAAGGGGGAAAGCGGGAUGAUUAUGUUCUUGUGGUGACGGAAGUGCCAAUGUCCGAUAGAGUAAUGAUUUCGCUUGUAGCUGUUCAGCCGUUGACAGGGGAGAUUGUGUACGACGAGUUUGAAGACACGUUCAUCCGGGACGAACUCCAGACGCGGUUGAAACAUUUGCAACCAGGCGAGGUGAUUCUUGUAGAGGUGAGUGCCAAGACGGAAAAGACCGUGAGAGGCUUGGAGAGUCAAGGAACCAAGGUGGAAAAGAGGGGUUUGAAGAUGCCACGGGAAGGUUAUACGAAUGAGCUCAUUACGUAUUAUGUUGAUACAAUGAGGGCGCCCGAAAAGGGGAAGGAAAGCUCUUCAAAGUCCCAAAAUCCCACCUCUUCGGAAAAGUUUACUCUCAUCCAUGACUUCCUCAUGCUGCUUUCGGACUCGCUCCGAAUCUGCUGCCUCGAGCUCAUCAUAUACCUUCAAGAGUUUCGCUUGGACUCGGCGUUCUGGGUGCGCCAGAACUUCCUGCCAUUUCAGAACCUCAGCCACAUGGUGCUCAACGGAAGUACCUUGACGAACCUCGAGAUCUUUCAGAACCAGACAGACUUCACGGAGAAGGGGUCCUUGCUCUGGUUGUUGGACCAUACACGAACGGCGCCGGGAGCCCGGAUGUUGCGCAGGUGGAUCAGCCGGCCGCUUGUUUCGCGGGAGGCGAUCGAAAACAGGCUCCAAGCGGUGCAAGACAUCAUGGAAUGCCUCAGCUCCGGGGGUCAGGGCUUCUGGGAGGCUCUCACCGCGAGCAUGAAGAAGAUUCCCGACUUGGAAAAGGCAUUGAUCAAGGUUCACUACGGAAAGACGAGCCGGAAAGAAUUGUACCUCUUGCUUCGGGGAUUUAAUGAACUUCUCCAGUUGUUCAGUAAGCACGAAAGACAGGACAUUCUGGUGAAAUCAGACCUUCUCUCGCAGCUCUUGUCCACCUUAUUUUCUGCCUCUGAGCAGGAAACAACCCAGGAGCUACUUCAAAUGAUCUACUCCCCUGCGGCAAUUGACGAUAAAAUGACAAACGACGAUAACAAACACGUGGUGCAGUACUUCAACGCGCACUACUGCCAGUGGGACGGGAUUGCGGCCCAAGAGGCGGAAAUUUCUCGCGUAGAGCAGCUUCUCGAGGCGGAGUUGGUCAAGCUCCGUGUCUUCCUCCGCAGACCCAGCUUGAAGUACGAAUCUGUGCUCAAGGACUCGUAUUUGAUCGAAGUGCGCAACACAAACAUCAAGACCGUGCCCCAUGAUUGGCUAAAGAUCGGCUCCACCAAGACUGUGUCACGGUUCCGGCCGCCAGAGGUGAGCAGACUCUACAAAUCCCUCCAGUACCAUCGCGAGAUGCUCAUCAGCGAGUGCAACAGCGCGUAUGUUGAGUUCAUGGCUAUGGUGGACUCUCACUUCGACUACUUCAACGGGAUUGUGCGGAGCGUAGCCACAUUAGACUGCCUUUUCUCGCUCACCGCCGUCUCCAGCGCCACCGACUACGUCAAACCGGCCUUUGUGGACUCCCAGACGGUGGAUAUCCGCCAGGGGCGCAACCCCAUCGUUGAGCAGUUGUCGCUGAGCGCAUACGUGGCGAACGACAUCGCGAUGGCUAGCGAUAGAACACGUGCAAUGGUCAUCACGGGGCCAAAUAUGGGGGGGAAGAGCUCAUACGUGCGCCAGGUGGCGAUUCUCGUAAUUAUGGCCCAGAUCGGGUGCUAUGUCCCAGCUGAAAGCGCUACGAUGGGGGUCUUUGACGCAAUUCUCAUCCGAAUGGGGGCCCAGGACAACUUGAUGAAAGGCGAAUCGACAUUCAUGGUGGAGAUGGGUGAGUGCUGCCAAAUCUUGCAAAACGCCACUGCCAAAUCGUUGGUUAUUUUGGAUGAGGUUGGAAGGGGCACGGGCACCACCGACGGGGUUUCCUUGGCUUAUUCCAUAUUGGACUAUCUUGUGGAUAGCGAUGUCGCUCCGUUGGUCUUGUUCAUUACCCACUACCCGUCGUUGCACGUGUUCGAGACAAAGUAUCCCGGUUUGGUGAAGAACUAUCACAUGGGGUACGUUGAGGUGCCCAACGAGGAUUCCCAAUGGGCCACAAUCACAUUUUUGUACACGUUGGAGCCGGGUAUCGUGAGCAAUUCCUAUGGGUUGAACGUUGCCCGUUUAGCCAGCAUUCCCACCGAGAUUAUUGAUAAAGCUUACAUGGUUUCACAGGAAAUGAAGGAGAUGGUUGAGGGAAAAAAGGCCCGGAGAUGGUGUGAGGAUAUGUUGAGGGUGUUGCAGGCCGUAACAAAGAAUAGUGAUGUGAAUAUUGAGGAGGUAAAGCGGUUGCAUGAGAGUAUGGAUAUAUAGAAGCAAAUACAGUGAGUCUGACCUCGAUAUGAGAUAAGUGGUUGUUAAAGGUGUCGUAUGUACGCCGAAAUGUAAUCUCUAGAGGGUGGCAUCAAUGAUACCACAAUGGCUUUCAG
Messenger RNA from Babjeviella inositovora NRRL Y-12698, 3592 nucleotides. RefSeq lists its product as uncharacterized. The transcript has a single exon. Bases 66 to 3476 code for a protein of 1136 amino acids. The record is from RefSeq and is a predicted model, not a curated record. Gene Ontology annotation, biological process: mismatch repair; mitotic recombination. Gene Ontology annotation, cellular component: nucleus. Gene Ontology annotation, molecular function: ATP binding; ATP-dependent DNA damage sensor activity; mismatched DNA binding. Lineage: Eukaryota; Fungi; Ascomycota; Pichiomycetes; Serinales.